AUGAGUUCAACGCACAGAGAUAACACCUCCCUCAAGUAUGAUUUUCAUCAUGAAAACACCACACACACCUUUGAUAUCAAAUGGACUUCGCUGGGCGACCCCCAAUCCCCGCCAGUCAUUCUAAUUCACGGCACUCCCUGGUCAUCCCGUGUCUGGACUCCUUUUGCCCUCUCUUUAUCCCGCCAGUUCCACGUCUAUCUCUUCGAUAGGCCUGGGUUCGGCGACUCGUCACCAGAAAAACUACUACCCGGCACAGCAGACAGCCAGGAUCCCGUAAUCAAGUAUGACGGUGACCUUGCCCGGCAAGCUGAGGUCUUCGCCGCACUAUUCAAAUCAUGGGAGGCGCACUGGGGUGGUCGGAAACCUCAUGUGGUGGCACACGACAAUGCUGGCCUCGUGAGCCUGCGUGCACACUUGCUUCACCAAUGCGACUAUGUAAGCCUCUGCCUAAUUGAUGUUGUCGCUAUCGGGCCAUUCGGCCAACCACUAUUCAAAGCUAUUGGAGAGAAUCCUGCCCUGUUUGAACGGCUUCCCGCGACCGCCUUCGAAGGGAUCCUAGAAAGCUACAUCAGAGAUGCUGCCUACCACGACUUAUCCAAGGAGACCAUGCAGCUCUUGAAAGAGCCUUGGAUUAGGGAGAGUACUGGGAAGGCCGGAUUCUUCAGAGAAUUGUGCCAAGCCAACGUCAGGUCGACGGAGGCUGUGGAAGGACGGUAUGGGGAAGUUGGACCGAAGGUUCCGGUCAAAGUCAUCUGGGGAGCCGACGAUAGGUGGCUUCCGGUGGAAACCGCUCGGAGGCUAGGGGAUGCACUCAAAGCUCAGGAGGUUGUAAUAAUCCAACAGGCCGGCCAUCUGAUCAUGUAUGAUCAACCGGCCCAGGUUGGCGUCGAGCUUACAAGAUGGCUACUUAGUGUGGGUAGGUAG
This is a messenger RNA of Clonostachys rhizophaga, 924 nucleotides long. NCBI's taxonomy places the organism in Eukaryota, Fungi, Ascomycota, Sordariomycetes, Hypocreales, Bionectriaceae. The record is from the annotation of a GenBank genome assembly.